Elaeis guineensis (African oil palm) is the source of this 1474-nucleotide messenger RNA. The record is from RefSeq and is a predicted model, not a curated record. Lineage: Eukaryota; Viridiplantae; Streptophyta; Magnoliopsida; Arecales; Arecaceae.
AUGGCGAAUUCCCAGGACUUUCGUCGUCAACCCGUCCACCUCCUCCUCGUUCCGCUGCCGGCCCAGGGCCACCUCAUCCCCCUCCUCGACCUCGCCCACCACCUCUCCAACCGCUUCGCCGCCGUCGGCGCCGCCCUCUCCCUCACCGUUGUCGUCACCCUGGCCAACCUCCCCCUCCUUGACUCCUUCCUGUCCGCUGUCCCCUCCGCCAGGCCCCUCGCCCUUCCCCUCCCCGCCCACCCUUCCGUCCCCGCCGGCGUCGAGCACAUACGCGACCUCCCUCCCCAGGCCUCCACCGCCGCCGCCUUCGUCCGCGCCCUCUCCCUCCUCAUUCCCCGCCUUAUCUUCUACUCCUCCGGCGCCUUCGCCGUCUCCGUCAUCGACCACGUCUGGCUCCGCAUGCCCCGCCGCGAGGAUGGCGACGGCCCCAACGCCCUCACCGUCCUUUCUGACCUCCCCUCUUCUCCGGUCUUCCCCUUCGACCACCUUCCCAACCUCUGGCGCCAGUUCAGGGCCGGCGACCCGGACUGGGAGUUCGUGCGGGAGGGCUUCCUCGCCAACGCCACCAGCAGCUGGGGGGCGGCCAUCAACACCUUCGACGCCCUCGAGGGCCCCUUCCUUGCCCACCUAAAGCGGGCCUAUCACCGCGUCUGGGCGGUGGGGCCCAUCUCCCCGUCCGGUCCCGCGGCUGGGCGCGGUGGCCGGAGCUCCGUCCCGGCGGAGGAGGUGGUGGCUUGGCUUGACGCGUGCCCGCCGCGGUCGGUGGUGUACGUCUGCUUCGGGAGCCAGUACACGCCGACGGAGAAGCAGGGGCGGGCGCUGGCGGCGGCGCUGGAGCGCAGCGGGGUGCGUUUUGUGUGGGCCAUCGGCGGUGGCGGGGCUGUGGUGCCGGAGGGCUUCGAGGGGCGGGUGGUGGAGAUACUAAACCAUGUGGCCGUGGGGGCGUUCGUGACGCACUGCGGGUGGAACUCGGUUCUGGAGGCGGUGGCGGCGGGGGUGGUGCUUCUGGCAUGGCCGAUGCGGGCGGACCAGUUCGCGAACGCGAGGCUAGUGGUGGAGGAGUUGGGGGUGGCAGUGAGGGUCGGGGAGGGGGAGGAGGGGACGCCGGAGCCGGAGGAUCUGGCGAGGGUGAUGGCGGAGGCCGUGGCGGAGGUGGCGUGGCCGGAGAUGAGGGUCCGGGCGGCGGCGCUGGGGAGGAAGGCGGCGGAGGCUGUGGCAGAAGGGGGGAGCUCGUACCGGAAUCUGGAGCAAAUGGUCAGGGAGCUCUCCGAGCUGCGUACUUAGAAAUGAAGUGAUCUAUAAUAAAAUCAACUUAUAUUCGGAAUGCGUGGAUGUAACAUGAAGUGGGGAUUAUGAAUUUAUGACUGCUUUUGCUGGAAGCGAUAAUUAUUGCUGGAUGGAUGAUCUAUUUCAUGAGAUAUAUAUUUUUUUUUUCGAUGUUUGAUUGAAGAAAUAAACAAAUAAUUUUGCAUCC